CUGACAGGGUCACAAAUUUUCAAGUUGUCUGGAACUGUGCAGGGACGCUGUUGUUUGUUGCGUCUCCCGGUUCAAAUUCCUCGCAACAACAUGGAAGAGCCUGAGAAAGGCUCCUCACCGACAAAACCGAAGUGGCCAUUCGAAAAGCAAGUGUGGUUCAAGACGUCUAUGCUCGGAAAACGACGGGUGCCCGUGGAACCGAUGAAAAACAAGUGUCGGAAUCUGUUACAGUUGGCCCAGGGGAGGGUGAUCGCUAGAGAUCCCGAUAUCAGCACUAAGACUAAGGAACUGCUCAUCGACACAUCAGAAGAGAUCCUUGCAAGCCUGGACAAGGGCCUCCAACUUCGGGUUCUCGACCCUGAGAAACUGCAGGAUCUCAUGAACAAGAACAGACCACUGGCGAAGCAAGUGAGAGAAAAGUGUGAGCAGUUGGAACACAGCAUCAAGAGGGCAGAGAUGCUUCGGGACCAACUCAAGCAGCAGUACGAACAAGAAAAUAGGGACAAGACUGGUGACCAACAGUCGGCCGAGGGCUCACAUGCGGGAGAUUCACCUGACAAUCUGUGACCAAGGCCACAAUUCAAAAGCUCCAUUGUCUCCUUCAUAGGCAUUCAUUGUGGUCACAGUGCAAGAUUACCCAGCUCUCCACAAAUUGGCUCAUUGUGAUGCCAGAACAAAUUAUUUUAUCUGCGUCUGAUAUGAGCAUCAUCAUUGUGCUGUUUUUAAAUGGUUAAUUCAAAUGCAGCUUGCUGGCUUGUUGUUCCCCUUGGUAGCAACGUGUAAUGAGCCUGCUCAGCUCAAAUUAACUCCUGUUGUGCUAGUGCUAGUAAAGUGUAUUUCAGUUGUUGAUAUUAUUUUGCUAUUAUUUUACUAUUUUAUUUCAUUGUUACUUCUACUUGAAUGUUUCUCUACUUGGCUCUCCAAAAAUGAAUUUUGCUUUGUUGUAAUAAAGAAGGGCACAGUACAACUCCAAUUGCCCUGAGCAUGAUACCUAA
Dermacentor silvarum is the source of this 995-nucleotide messenger RNA. RefSeq lists its product as uncharacterized. The record is from RefSeq and is a predicted model, not a curated record. The transcript has 5 exons. Bases 91 to 567 code for a protein of 158 amino acids. Lineage: Eukaryota; Metazoa; Arthropoda; Arachnida; Ixodida; Ixodidae.